GUUUAUAUAAGUGGUCGAGUACGUUGUACCUUCUUGCAUUUCUGCUCAAUCAUUUUCAACGAGGGAUACGCCAUUGAAUUAUCAACGCAAAAAGAAGAUUGAUUUAGCCAAAUAGGCAGGAUAAGAUCGAGGUAGAAGAAGAAGAAAGGAAAGCCAGACCAGGCCAGACAGCUGAUUCAAUUCGUGCCCAUGAGAUGGGUAACUGCCAAGCAACCAUAGAGACCAGUAAUCCAACGACUGUUUUGGUCAUCCAAUUCCCAGCAAAUGGGCGCGUGGAAAAACACUAUUCCCCCCUGUCGGCCCGUCAAGUCAUGACCGCCCAUCCCGGCCACUACGUCGCCCUCCUCCUCACCACCACCACCGCCGCCGCCGCCUUCAAUGCCACCGACAAUAAGAACAACGCCGUACCGGUCCGUAUCACGCGCAUAAAGCUCCUCAAACCAACCGACACGCUUCUCCUGGGACACGUUUAUAGACUAAUGACUGCUCAAGAUAUAGCGAAAGGCUUGCGGGUGAAGAGUGGGUCAAAGAUGAUGAUGAUGAUGAGUCAGCAGCGGCCAUGCUCGAAUAAGUUCAAAGAAAAAUCAAUCACUUCAGAUUCAAACAGCGGAUUAGUGCAUAAGAACCAACAGGUAAAGGAUGAAAAGCAUAGGUACUCAUCUGGCAGAUGGCAACCCUCACUACUGAGCAUCUCAGAGGCAGCAGGAAGCUAAUAGAUGUAUAAUGACUAGUCAUUUUUAUGUACUACUAGUAGCUUUCUUUAAUUUGUAUCAUAUCCUGGAAUAUUUUUACAGCACCUUUAAAUCUCCCCCACACCUUAAAAGAAAGGGCUUUAGCCUAAGUAAUGGCGAUCAGAUCUGAUUAUUAGACAUGUAUCAACAAUACCUCAAAACUUGAUCUACUCUUUUCACUCUCAGUAUGGAGAUGACAACAGCUUUGUGUACAUCGCAG
This is a messenger RNA of Cuscuta europaea, 951 nucleotides long. The record is from the annotation of a GenBank genome assembly. Lineage: Eukaryota; Viridiplantae; Streptophyta; Magnoliopsida; Solanales; Convolvulaceae.